This is a messenger RNA of Talpa occidentalis (Iberian mole), 2604 nucleotides long. RefSeq names its product serine/threonine-protein kinase MARK2-like. Bases 518 to 2167 code for a protein of 549 amino acids. Gene Ontology annotation, cellular component: cytoplasm. The record is from RefSeq and is a predicted model, not a curated record. Gene Ontology annotation, molecular function: tau-protein kinase activity; protein serine/threonine kinase activity; ATP binding. Lineage: Eukaryota; Metazoa; Chordata; Mammalia; Eulipotyphla; Talpidae. Gene Ontology annotation, biological process: intracellular signal transduction; microtubule cytoskeleton organization; protein phosphorylation. The transcript is spliced from 2 exons.
UAUUUCAGUUUUUAUUUUUUAUUUUUUCUGUUUUUUUCAGUUCCCCCAUUUUCCCUUCUGUUGUUAUUUUGUUGUUCGUUGGUUUUUUUCCCUUUGUUGUUUGUCUAUUUUUUUUUUUAGUUAUUAGUUUCUAAUUGUUGUUUGUUCUCUUGUGGUUUGUCCUUUUUGUCUUUGUUGUUGUAUAUUUUAUUCUUAAAUUUAGUAGUUGGUUUAUAAUUGGUUUGUUUUAUCAUAUUUUUAAAUUUUAAUUUUUUUGGUUACAUUUUCAUUUAUUUUUUAGUUAGUAUUAGUUUAGUUAGUAUUAGUAUUAUUAGUAAGUUUAGCAUAGUUAGUAUUAUUGGUAGAGUAGUUAAGUUAGCACCGUUAAUAUUUAGUUAGCUUAGUUCUUUUUUGAGUACUAUUAACAUUAGCUUAAUAGUACAUUUGUUAAUUAAUAGCAGAGCUAGUGCAGAGUUAGCUCAGCACUAUCAGCAUAGUAAGAUCUGCUAAGUGUAGUGAGCGGGAUCCACAACUCACUAUGCUUAGGCGCCGCCCUCCCAAGGACGUGAAGAUCAAAAAUUACGCGGUGCUCGGGGCGCUGGGGGAGGGCUUCCACGCCAAGGUGAAGCUUGCGCUGCACACACCCACGGGCACGGAGGUGGCCAUCAAGAUCAUCCGGAAGGACAAGGUGGCCCACCGCAAGUGGCUAGCCAGCGAGGUGGGGUGCAUGAAGGCGCUUUGCCACCCAAACAUCAUUCAGCUAUUCCAAGUGGUGGACACCAGAGACGAGCUGCUGCUGGUGAUGGAGUACGCGGAGGGGGGCAACCUGGAGGACUACCUGCACCAGCACGGGCGCCUGAAGGAGAGCGAGGCCCGCCAGAUAUUUUGGCAGCUUCUCUCGGCCCUCUCCUAUUGCCAUGCCAAAGGCAUCGCGCACAGAGACCUGAAGCCUGAGAACCUGCUCUUAGACCAGCACAAAAAUAUCAAGGUGGCGGACUUUGGACUCGGUGUCCAGUGCGCCAACCAGGCGCUGAGUACAUACUGCGGAAGCCCAGAAUUCACGGCCCCGGAGAUCUACCUUCACCAGAUGUACAAGGGCCCCACGGCGGACGUCUGGAGCCUAGGAGUGAUCCUCUACAACAUGGUCACCGGGGAGAUGCCCUUCGUGGGGACCAACGCCCGGGAGCUCCGGGAUAGUGUCCUGAGUGGGCACUACUAUGAGCCUGACUACCUCUCGGAGCAGUGCCGGGACCUGCUACGGGAGUUGAUGGUGCGGGACCCCCAGAGCAGAAGCGCCUUAGAAAGCAUCAUCCAGCACCCCUGGGUGAGAAUGAAAAACGGACUCCUGCCCUGGCGCGAGCCAGCCCACGGCCACCACGACAAUGCCAUAAUAGAAGCCAUGGUCAGCAUGGGUUAUGAGAGACACGAAAUUGUCAGGGCGCUUGAGGAGGGGAAAUAUAACGAUGUCAUGGGGACAUACCUGAUACUCCACUACAGGAAGCGGGAGGAGGAAGGUUGGGGCCACGCCUUCUUCCGCGAGCCUUCCCCUCCUCCUGUGGCCCCCUGGGACCUGGCUUCGGAGGCGUGCCCCCCGCAGCCUGAGGUUAGCGGGGAGGAUAAACUACGGAUCGUGUCAUGUUACCUGCAGACACAGGAGUUCACCCCGGGGAGCAAGCACAUCUCUGAGAGUUCAUUCCAGCUGGAGGAUGCCACCACCAUGCCAGGCCUCCAGCUGGAAGACGCCUGGGGUCCCAGCACCACCUACGUGCCAACCGCACUGCUGAUGGAUGCCUGGGAGCCAAGCACCGCCACCUUGCCAGGGCCCCCGCUGGAAACGGUCAGGGAGCAGAGCAGCACAUCCUUGCCAACCCCCCAGCUGGAGGGCCCUGGGGAGCACAGGACCACCUCGGUUCCAGGCCCCCCCCUGGAGGGGGAUCAGGUACGCAGGAGCAAAACCUCCAGCCCAGCCCCCCAGCCCUCCAUCACCACCCAAAGACCUCCCCCAAGAAGCCGCUGGAGCUUCCUGUUUCACAGCAAUGCAGUGGCCCCUGCAGAAGGAGUGGGCCAUGAAAAUGAUGGUUACAAGUCCAAGUCCACUGUUAAUUCCAACCAAGGUAGAAGGGCCAAAGCUCGAAGAAUAAUCAAUACUCUAUUAAAAUGUUGCUGCUUUUGCGCACCAUGCCACUGAAAAUACCUCCACAGCAGAGUUUCACACAGCCAGAGACUAAGAGUAUUACCACCACACUCUGUAGAAUUCCCCACCUCCAAAGGGCAGCCACCCAGUGACCAUGGUGAACAGGAGCACACCAGGGGAGAGCGAGGCUCUGGAGAGGGAUCAGGGGCUGAGCCCAGUCAGAGGGCCAGAAGCAGCAUGAGACGUGUCUUGGAGCACAGAUGUCCGGGCAGCACAGAAGUCCAAGGAGCAGAGCAGGUGAAGGGCCAGGAGGCAGCCACGAUGGACACACUGGCUUCCCACUACAGGAGGACCUCCAGGUGACCUGCUCUGCCUGUGGAGCACUGGGGCGUGGAGGCAUCUGAACGUUCUUUUUCUGCCUGAAGGAGACGGUCUGAAAUGGAUUGUUUAGUUAAAAUGUCCAUCCUAUGACACAUUAAAUCCAUGUUUGA